AAGAAGCAAAAAUGAAGACAUUUUUGUUUUUACUUUUAAUUUUAAUAGUAAACAAUUGUUCGGCAUUCUCGAACGCUGAUGCUGAAGCUUAUGCAUUAGCUGAUGCUGAAGCGGACCCGAAUCCAAAACCGAAGGCUGACCCUGAAGCGAAUGCGGAAGCAAAGCCGAUAGCUAUUGCUGAAGCUAUCGCUGUAGCAGAACCUAAUGCUAAAUCGGUUGCAUUAAUAGGAAAAGUAGGAGCACCUCGACUACGUCCCUCAGGAAGGCUUCCAAUCAAAAGGAUAACACGUAAACCACCAAUUAAACCAUUAACUAAACGACCUACUAAAAGACCUACCAAACGACCUACUAGAAAACCGACUAAACGACCAACCAAACGACCAACCAAACGACCAACCAAACGACCAACCAAACGACCAACCAAACGACCGACUAAACGACCAACUGAGCAGCCUAAUAGAACCGAGGAACCCCAUCACACAAUAGAUCCGCAUCCAUAUCCAUCACCAUAUGACAACCAUCAAUCUUCGGCUGAUAUUAAUGGAAUAAUAGAUGAUAUACAUAAUAUAAUUCACGAUAUUACUAACGGUACUAACCACGGAACGGAUUACCCUAACUCCAAUGAAGAUUAUCCAGUAGAUCCCGAUGAUACAGACCCCGACACUCCCGAAGUAGAUCCGGAAACUCCCGAAGAAGAUCCGGAAACUCCCGAAGAAGAUCCGGAAACUCCCGAAGAAGACGAUGAAGCUCCCGAAGAAGAGGCUGAAACUGCUGAAGAAGGAGAAGAGGCGGAUAAUCCUGAAGAAGAGGCUGAUUGAAGUGGGGCCUGUAAUCUCUAUCAAUAAAUAGAUUUAAUAUAUAUAAGUCUAAAUCUACUCUAUUUAACAAUGUCUACUUUUUAUCUAAAAGUGGAAAGUAGUUUUUUAUUUUCAUAACAGAAGGCACUUGUUAAUAAAUUUAAACAUUCAAUAAAUUAUA
This is a messenger RNA of Trichogramma pretiosum, 978 nucleotides long. Its product is annotated as circumsporozoite protein-like. The transcript has 3 exons. The record is from RefSeq and is a predicted model, not a curated record. Bases 12 to 818 code for a protein of 268 amino acids. NCBI's taxonomy places the organism in Eukaryota, Metazoa, Arthropoda, Insecta, Hymenoptera, Trichogrammatidae.